AUGUCCGACGCAGACUAUGCAGCGUUCCUGGACAAGGCCAACCAGGACCCCAACGAGGGCUAUGUCAAGUCGACAGGCAACAAGAGCACCGAGUUCAAGGCGCAGGACCAGGGUAUUGAGGUGCCCAAGGCGAUCGAGGAGGUGCUGAAGCAGGACAAGGUGUACGUUUCCGACGCGGACGAGCCAUUCGUCGGCGUUGCGCUGGCGUGGGAUGAGGCUGGCAAGGGUUUGCCUGAUGAAGUCGAAUUUGCGCAGCUGAUCGAACACCCGGACCCUGAGAACGCGGGCGUGGAGCUCCAGGACCCCGUGGACUGGGACUCGAACGGAGACUAUAAGGACAUCAUCGAAGCGGUGCGCAAGGCAGGCAAGGGCAACGACGUCAGGGUCUACCAGGUGCCCAAGGGCGGCGUCAGGACGGAGUACUGGCUUGUUACAACGGACGGGAAGGGAAAGAACGCAAAACUUGUCGGCGUCAAGGCGCUGUCUGUGGAAAGCUGA
Molecule: messenger RNA, 498 nt
Organism: Colletotrichum graminicola M1.001
Lineage: Eukaryota; Fungi; Ascomycota; Sordariomycetes; Glomerellales; Glomerellaceae
Exons: 2
Coding region: 1-498 (165 amino acids)
Source: RefSeq, a predicted model, not a curated record